Molecule: messenger RNA, 1146 nt
Organism: Lecanosticta acicola
Lineage: Eukaryota; Fungi; Ascomycota; Dothideomycetes; Mycosphaerellales; Mycosphaerellaceae
Source: the annotation of a GenBank genome assembly
AUGUCCCACGGCAGCUUGCAGGCCACGUUUGCACGAGGCGGUUCCUCGACCGGCCUUGUGGUCCUACGCUCCCAGUUACCCGAAGACGUCAAAGCAUGGCAGCCCAUUCUGGCCGGGGCAAUGGGCAGUCCGGACCCGAAUUGGCGGCAGUUGAAUGGCAUGGGCGGCGGCAUCUCCUCCACUAGCAAAGUCUGCGUGAUCGAGGCUUCCGAUCGUUCAGACGUCGACAUCAACUACACCUUUGUGCAAGUCGGCGUGGAUGAUGGAGAACUGGGACUGGUGGGCAAUUGCGGGAACAUGUCCUCUGCGGUUGGACCCGUGGCGCUGAAUGAAGGGCUCGUGGAUGAGAGUCAGCUGUUCGAUGAUGAUGAUGAUGAUGAUGAUGAUGACGGAGGGAAGAUGGCGAUGGUGCGUAUCUUGAACACCAAUACCAACAAGAUCAUACAUUCCACGUUCAAGGUGCAGAAGACUGGCGAGACAUUCAAAUUCAAUCCAGAUGGGGACUAUGCAAUCGAUGGUGUGGGUGGGACAGCUUCGCGCAUCACCCUCCGCUUCAUCGACCCGGCAGGCGCGAAGACGGGCAAAGCGCUGCCUUCGGGCAGUGCCUCUGACAAACUCGAGCUGCCUGAAUCCGACGGUGGACCCAUCGAAGCCAGCCUCGUAGAUGUCGCGAAUCCCGCCGUCUACGUACGAGCCAGCGAUCUUGGUGUCGAUGGAGCAAUAAAGCCCGACGCACUACAAGCUCAGCCCAACCUCAUGAGCCGACUGGAAAAUAUUCGUCAAGCUGGUGCUCGGCGGAUGGGAAUGGAUCCUACCGUCAAGGGGGUGCCGCUUAUGGUCAUGGUCGCUCCUCCAAGCGAGGCCGCGGCCACCGAAGGAGUCCACAUUCAAGUUCGUGCGAUAUCGAUGCAGCAGGCUCACAAAGCGCUGCCUGUGACUCUGGCUCUAAAUGUCGGAUCGGCUUGUGGAAUCGCUGGUACUUUGCCUGCGCAGAUGGUGCCUACAUCUGCUUCGAAGGAUUCCAUCACCAUCUCGCAUCCUGGAGGUCUGAUCGAAGUCGGCUGCAAUGUCCAAGACGGAAAGAUCGAAAGUGCGAUGCUGCAUCGGACUGCCAAGAUACUGAUGAAAGGCGAGGUGUAUUACUGA